AUGGCUUCAAUUAAUCCAGAGCCAACAGUAAGGGCGCUAGAGCCUGCGAAGAGUGUUCCUGGGGUUCGUACUAUUAUCAAAUAUUCGGGGGGUAUUGAUUUGGUGUUGAGAGUUAAUUUGUUUGUAACAACCUUAGCUCCUCUGAUACUGAUAACAACUAGUAAGCAAACUGUGUUUUUCAGGACGCCAUACCCCCCUUAUGGAUCAUCGCUUUCAGCCAAAUUCACUGACGCACCGGCCUUGAUAUUUGCAGUAUCCGCACUUUCGCUGGCUUGUCUGUACAGCAUCAUCACAGCACUCAUAUCUUUCUUGGCUCUAAGGAAGCAAGCUGCACGAUCAACAAAGUUGAUGUUUAGCAUAUGUGUGAUGGACUUGGUACUACUAGGGAUUGUAGCAGCAGCCGCCGGAGCAGCUGGUGAAGUCAGUUACAUAGGACUGAGAGGGAAUAAAGGUGCAAGGUGGCAAAAGAUUUGUAAUGUAUUCGAUACGUAUUGUCUCCAUAUUGGAUUCUCCGACUUAUUCACAUCCUCUGCUGCCUUAACUCUCAUAUUUCUCAUCAUUCUCUUUAUCUUAACGCUUCUGCCCAAUAACAAUGGUUGAUAUGUAUAAAUCGCAAGUAGUUUCUU
This is a messenger RNA of Daucus carota subsp. sativus, 626 nucleotides long. RefSeq names its product CASP-like protein 1. The transcript is spliced from 3 exons. The coding region runs from base 1 to 600 and encodes 199 amino acids. NCBI's taxonomy places the organism in Eukaryota, Viridiplantae, Streptophyta, Magnoliopsida, Apiales, Apiaceae. The record is from RefSeq and is a predicted model, not a curated record.